GUCCUCCCGGAGCUCUUCCGGGUGUUGCCGGCAGAGGGCGCCGGCCGAGGAGCCAGCGGCAGAGCCGUGAGGUCUGACCACGCGGCGUGUCCCGGUCGCCACAGCCGCCGCCAUGAAGGCCGUGGUGCAGCGCGUCACCAAGGCUAGCGUCACAGUUGGAGGAGAGCAGAUAAGCGCCGUUGGUCGGGGCCUCUGCGUGUUGCUGGGUGUUUCCGUGGAAGACUCACAGAAGGAGCUGGAGCACAUGGUUCGAAAGAUUUUAAAUCUGCGUGUGUUUGAGGAUGAGAGUGGAAAACCCUGGUCCAAGAGCGUGAUGGAUAAGCAAUACGAGGUGCUGUGUGUCAGCCAGUUCACCCUCCAGUGUGUCCUCAAGGGGAACAAGCCCGACUUCCACCUGGCGAUGCCCACAGAGCAGGCAGAGAGUGUCUACAACAGCUUCUUGGAGCAGCUUCGAAAGAGCUACAGGCCAGAGUUCAUCAAAGAUGGCAAGUUCGGAGCCUACAUGCAGGUGCACAUUCAGAACGAUGGGCCAGUUACUGUAGAACUGGAGUCUCCUGCUCCUGGAGCUGCCAGCUCUGAUCCAAAGCAGCUGUCCAAGCUGGAGAAACAGCAGCAGAGAAAAGAGAAGACCAGAGCCAAGGGGCCUUCUGAGUCAAGCAAAGAACGAAACACUCCCCGAAAAGAAGACCGCAGCGCCAGCAGCGGGGCGGAGGGCGAUGUGUCUUCGGAGCGGGAGCCAUAGAUGCCGAAGUAGGAACUCAGCAAAUUACCAUUGGAUAGAACCGGAUCCUGAAAAAUUCAAGAUGCUAAGCUUCUACACUGCGUUAAGAAUUCAGGACUCAAAAAAUGAAAAGAAAAUCAGAACCAAGACACUGGAAAUCUGGAUACCCCUGCAGGAAAACACCAAAGGACCAUUCCAUUUUUUUGUGUACUGCUGUGGUCUGAAGGGGUAGUGGGUGUUGUGGGAUGGGGGAAUGCUCCUGGGUUCGUACCCAUGCCUUUCCCAUGGAGAGAGGUCCAUUGGUUUCCUUGCUUUUACCAUGUCUUGGCUUGCUUUUGGAACAGGCUAGCCCAGUGUUGCCUUGUCCUCAGGUCUACUGCGGUGUAUUCGGUGUGUCCAUGAUCCGUGGCCAGCGCCCCCUGCUGUGCGUGUUGUCUCAUCUUGAGUGUCAGGGUAGGGCUGGUGUGAGGCAACCGACAAUAACACAUCGUAGGAGACUUUGCAUCUUGUAAAUUUUCACCUUUUUUCUAAAAAUAAAUAACAAUAAAACCAAUAAA
Meriones unguiculatus (Mongolian gerbil) is the source of this 1278-nucleotide messenger RNA. It is a transcript of the gene Dtd1, whose product is annotated as D-aminoacyl-tRNA deacylase 1. NCBI's taxonomy places the organism in Eukaryota, Metazoa, Chordata, Mammalia, Rodentia, Muridae. The transcript has 6 exons. Gene Ontology annotation, biological process: tRNA metabolic process. Gene Ontology annotation, molecular function: D-tyrosyl-tRNA(Tyr) deacylase activity. The coding region runs from base 113 to 742 and encodes 209 amino acids. Gene Ontology annotation, cellular component: cytoplasm. The record is from RefSeq and is a predicted model, not a curated record.